AAAAAGGAAAAAAAAAAAAAGAAAAAAAAAAAAGAAGAUAAAAUGCACACACACAGAGAUUCUGCUUAAUUGCAACAUUACAAAGGAAAAGGAAGUUAAUUACGUUCUCUUGUUGUUAUAGCCCCGUUUAUUCUUAGGGAAUUUGAUGGUAUUUUGUUUGGAUGUUUGUUUUCGACUUAACAAGAUGUACUGCGUGUUUUUUAGUUUACUUAUUAAAAAAUGUGUGUUUUGCUAGUUAUGGUAGGUUACGUCGGUGGAAUAAAAUGCAUAAAAAGAAUUGGUUUUUUGGUAUUAUAAUUUGAAGAAUGAUAUUAACAUUGCUAUGACGAUAAUUUCUCCUGGUUUUGAAGCCAUUAGUAAAAUUGGAGAUAUGAUUAUGUUAAUUUAAUGCGAGCAUCCCGAUAAUUGUUAUGCAUUUGAGUGUUCAACUGAUACCAACUGCUCAAAUUGCUUUACUAGAAGGAGGUUCAUAGCUAUGUCUUAGAAGCAUGGCAAUAGGAUAGUGUGCGUUCAAAUAAAAGAAAAAUAUGUUGCUGAUGUCCCUGACUCGAGGGCUGUCCAUUCUUCAAGUGAAACUAGUAUCUUCAAGUUGUCUCUGUAUAAAAGAGGGACUCCUUUUAUUAAUGACUUUAUUUUUUUUAUUUUUUAUUUUAUUUUUUUUAUUAAUUUUUUGCCAAAGGCCUUUUUUGGCCUCAUUGGCAUAACCCCCAGCCUUCAAAAUGGAGGUGUGGAGUUCGAAACCUCCCCUCCCCCCAAAUGUAUCAAAAAAAUGACUUGAAUUUUGUUGUCUGUGUUUGCCCUUUUGUCAAGUGAAACUAGUAUCUUAGUGGUCUUGUUAAUCAUUGGACCACCCUGAUGUCCCUAUGCUCUGGAUUGGAUUAAGAAUAAACCUAUUCAAAAAGUUCCUCGUCUUCAUACUGUGGACAUCUGCCUGGAUGAUGAAUAGUUCCCAUCUUAUUUAUGAAGAUGAAAAGGAUUGCCUUCUUUUCUUGCAUUCUGGCAGAGAAGCUAAUCAAGCCAACCCAGGAACUUCUAAGGUUAAGUGGAUGAGAUUGGUCGAGUGGUCGGAGAUUGAAUUACAAGUGUUAUGGCUUGAAUGAGAUUCGAGCUAAGUAAAUGGUUGAGUUUCCGGGGGUGUGAAAUGAAUAGCCUUGGGUCUUGAGAAUGAAAGUGUAAGGAUUGUUAUGUGUUAUAUUCUCUAUUUUAUCUUUUUUACCAAGGGAAGUGGAGGUCUCCUUUCUUAUAUUUCUACAUCUAGGAUCUGACUUGUAUCAUUGAUACUCUUAGGAAGAACUGAACCUUUAUUUGCUCUUUAAUAUCCCUUUAGAAGGAAAGAAAAUAAAUAUUACAGAAUAAUAGGAAUGAUUCUCUUCAUUUCAUGCGUAUUUAGUCAUAAACACGUGGAGAGAAUGUGAACACGUGGUGUUAAUGCCAUCUUUUUUGUCUUUAGGAAUUACCCUUUUAAUGCCUCGUUCUCAUCGAAAGCUUAGGUUGUUUGAACUAUUUCUCAAACAGAGGAAGUAAAAGAAAUAUAUUUUCCGGUCCUUCGGAGGAAAGCAUCUUUUUCCUAUAUGGCUGAUCAGAACUCAUUGGGAACAAUUCCUAAUGGCUGGAUUUUGAAGAAUGAAGUCCAGAAAGACGGAUCUAAAUUCUCGUACUACUUCUGUCAGGCAACUGGGCAACUUUUUCUCACCUAUGAAGAUCUUAUGCGCUAUGUAAAAUAUGCUAGGGAAGCAAGGGUUUCCAUUUACUCAACGGAAAUCAAUGUCAAGAAACCGAAGAAGAAAGCUGGCUUUUUAGCUAGGAGGAAUCAUUUACUCAUCAAAAAAGCAAGGAGCAAACAUUUGACCGGCCAAAGCUCAAGGAUGUUGGCUGUCAAAAGGAGUAAAGUUCUGUUAGCUAUGAGGAAAAGUUUAUUGGGUCAGAUCUCAAAGUUGUCAGCUGUUGAUCAGGGUGACGAAAUCAAUGACUUGGCAGAGAGCACUGUUCCUGAGGACAGCACUGGUUUGGGAGAGAGUGGUAAAGCCGACUGCCCUCAUCAGGCUGGCCUAGACUCGAAGCAGAAUUUCUACGGUUCAAUGCAUGGAGCGGCUGUAGCGGCUGUUGCUGAGAUGGUGUCAAUUGCUUGUGCUAGAACCAUGGUGGCUGAGGACAAGGAACUCUUUCUUGGGGAACAGAGUAUAUCAUAUCUCUCCGCUGCUCGAACUAAUGCAGAGGUGAUAGUUGAUGGUUCUGUAGUCAGGAGUGGAAGAAAUUUGACUGUAGUUGCAGUGGAGUUCAAGCUUAAGGAAACUGAGCAGUUGGUUUAUACUGCUCGUGGCACCUUUUACAACAUGCCUCUUUCAAAGCUAUGAAGCUUUUGUAGCUCAGCAAGGUUGAGUUUGGCUCAUUUAGAAAAUCAACACUUUCUAGUUUGUAAAACCCCUUAAAAUUUACAUUGUUGGGCAUAUCAUGCAUGCUCUAUUCUCUCUUUGCUUUUCAACAACUCAAGACAUCUUUCCAAAUCACUUCUAAAUUUUAGUUUUUUAAGAGGUUUAAGUCC
Messenger RNA from Carya illinoinensis, 2542 nucleotides. RefSeq lists its product as uncharacterized. Lineage: Eukaryota; Viridiplantae; Streptophyta; Magnoliopsida; Fagales; Juglandaceae. The transcript has 6 exons. The record is from RefSeq and is a predicted model, not a curated record. Gene Ontology annotation, molecular function: fatty acyl-CoA hydrolase activity. Bases 1572 to 2354 code for a protein of 260 amino acids.